AUGGAAGUCGCCAACCUGGAAGCCGCUUUCGAGCGCAUCACCGUCACAGAUGAGCACGACGACCAGGUCACAUCUACCACCAACUAUCCUAAAACAAAGCCUUCCCUCGUGACGGCUGCAUCAUUACCCGGCCUAUCAUCGUCACAAUCAGCCGGCAACCGCAUGAAGCUACCCCAUCAAAUACCUCUCCAGAAGCUUGCAACCACAAAUGCAAGUAAGAGCGCCAGCAUUGCGAAAGUUACCAUCACAGCGACAGCAAGCCGCCCUGCGGAGCUCACCUCUCACCGACGUACACUCACCGACUCCGCCCUCUACACAGUCCCUUCCACCCCCAAGGCCUGGCAUCUCGGCAUGUUUGAGAUUGGUAAACCCCUCGGAAAGGGAAAGUUUGGUCGCGUCUACCUCGCAAAAGAGCGCAGCUCAGGCUUCGUUUGCGCCCUGAAAGUACUCCACAAGUCCGAACUGCAGCAAGGCAAGGUGGAGAAGCAAGUCCGACGAGAAAUCGAAAUCCAAUCGCACCUCACCCAUCCUAAUAUUCUUAAGCUAUUCGGCCACUUCCACGAUGCAAAGCGCAUCUUCUUGAUCCUUGAGUUCGCCGGCAAAGGAGAACUAUACAAGCAUCUCCGUCGCGAGCAGCGAUUUCCAGAGCCCAAAGCCGCACAGUACAUUGCGCAAAUGGCUGCAGCACUCAAGUACCUGCACAGAAAACACGUCAUGCACCGCGACAUCAAGCCCGAGAACAUCCUCGUUGGCAUCCAUGGCGAAAUCAAAAUCUCUGAUUUCGGGUGGUCAGUACACGCACCCAACAACCGACGAAACACCAUGUGCGGAACGCUCGACUAUCUGCCCCCGGAGAUGCUAAAGGGUGGCGGCAAGGACAACUUUUACUCUGAAAAGGUUGAUCUGUGGAGUUUGGGCGUGUUGACAUAUGAGUUUCUGGUGGGCGAGGCGCCGUUUGAAGAUACGCAGGUUAUGACCCAGCGUAAGAUCGCGAGAGGAGAGUAUACGGUGCCGAAUUUUGUAAGCCCGGAGGCAAAGGACUUGAUUAAGAGGCUCCUCGUCCUUGAUCCGGAAAAGCGUAUUGCGCUCGAAGAUGUGGAGCGACAUCCAUGGAUCGUAAAGCAUUGCAAAGGUAGCGAGCGAGCAUACGAUCGCGCCUCAGGAGGCAAGUUUCGAAGCAGCUCGGAGUCGGAAGACUACUGA
Molecule: messenger RNA, 1203 nt
Organism: Cucurbitaria berberidis CBS 394.84
Lineage: Eukaryota; Fungi; Ascomycota; Dothideomycetes; Pleosporales; Cucurbitariaceae
Product: serine/threonine-protein kinase-like protein
Exons: 3
Coding region: 1-1203 (400 amino acids)
Biological process (GO): mitotic spindle organization; protein phosphorylation; regulation of cytokinesis
Cellular component (GO): spindle microtubule; spindle midzone; spindle pole centrosome
Molecular function (GO): ATP binding; protein kinase activity
Source: RefSeq, a predicted model, not a curated record